This is a messenger RNA of Sphenostylis stenocarpa, 2163 nucleotides long. NCBI's taxonomy places the organism in Eukaryota, Viridiplantae, Streptophyta, Magnoliopsida, Fabales, Fabaceae. The record is from the annotation of a GenBank genome assembly.
AUGCGAUUCAUUGACACAAUUUCACCCUAUGCAUUUGGGUUUCAUUCUCUCUUCCCAUCUAUUUCUUUGAGUUUGGGUCCCAUUCUCCCUCUGAUGUCCUUUUCUCUCUCUAAAUUCUAUGGAAUUCCUCCGGAGAGGCUAAGCCUAGAAGAUCCUGUUCUAAGGUACAAUAUGAGUUUGACAGAAGGCUUAGAGGAGGGUGCAAGCCUCCCAGAGCCUCCUGAUCACAAUAUUGUUGAAAUUGAUCCUACUAAUCGCUACAUUAGGUAUAAAGACGUUAUCGGUCAAGGAGCUUUCAAAACUGUUUACAAGGGAUUUGAUGAAAUUAAUGGACUUGAAGUUGCAUGGAGCCAAAUUCACAUCGAUGAGAUACUACAAUCACCUGGUGGCCCAGAUAGGUUGCACUCAGAAGUGCAUCUCUUGAAGUCACUACAGCACGAGAACAUCUUAACUUUCUAUAAUUCUUGGGUUGAUGACAAGCGUAGAACAAUGAACUUGAUUACUGAGUUAUUCACCUCAGGGAACCUCAGACAGUACAGUAAGAAACACAGGAAGGUUGACCUGAAGGCUGUUAAAGGAUGGGCAAGGCAAAUUUUAAAUGGUUUAAACUAUCUUCAUAGUCACAACCCACCUAUUAUGCAUAGGGACCUGAAGUGCGACAAUAUAUUUAUCAAUGGUCACCGAGGAGAAGUUAAAAUUGGAGAUCUAGGGUUGGCGACUAUAUUAAAACAAACUAAUGCCAAAAGUGUAAUUGGAACCCCGGAGUUCAUGGCACCAGAACUGUAUGAUGAACAUUAUAAUGAAUUAGUCGACAUAUAUUCUUUUGGUAUGUGCAUGCUUGAGUUGGUUACGUCCGAAUAUCCUUACAGUGAAUGCAGAAACUCAGCUCAAAUAUACAAGAAAGUUUCAUCUGGCAUAAAGCCUGUUGCUCUUUCUAAACUCAAAAAUGCAGAAGUAAAAUCAUUUAUUGAGAAAUGUCUUGUCCCAGCAUCCCAAAGAUUGUCAGCAAAAGAGCUUUUGAUGGACCAUUUUCUUAAAGUGACUAGUUCGUUGAAGAAUCGUCGUCUUCCAUUACCAGAUAUUGUUCUUCCUAAAUAUGGAGCCUUUGAAAAUCGUUGUCUUAUGUCAGAAGGUCCUGCUAGUACACGUAUUAGAUCCAUUUCAAUGGAUCUUGGUGAUGCCACUGAGCUACCAUUAACCACUUUACUUUAUAAUUCUAUUGAUUCUGCUGAUCCUAUUGAUGAUGUUUUGCCUUCCCCAUGUGUUGAGAUACGAAGGUUAAAGGAAGGUGACAUAUUUUUUCUAAAAGGUGAACAAAAUGAUGAAAAGUCUGUAUCAUUAGUCCUCCGAAUAGCUGAUCAAAGUGGGCGAGCGAGAAAUAUACAUUUCAUAUUCUACAUCAACAGUGAUACUGCCAUUUCAGUUUCAAGAGAAAUGGUUGAACAACUUGAACUGGCUGAGCAGAAUGUUAAAUUCAUAGCAGAGUUAAUCGAUCUAUUGUUGACAACUUUACUUCCUGAUUGGAAACCUUGUGUAGCAAUUGAUCAUUUAGUUUCUUGUAAUGGUAAAUUAACUCAUUCAAGUCAACAAAAAAACCCAGAGUUACCAAAAUACACGAAAAGCUCAAAAGAUUAUAUCCAAAUUGUGCCUCAUGAUGUAGGUCUCCCAGCUUCACGUGGAAGAUCAACAGAUAAGGAAUACAGUGACAAUGUGAUUGUUGACAAGGUUUUAACUCAUGCAAACACUAAACUUCAAGGAGAGGCAAAGACAGAUGACUUUUAUUGUGAGACCUCACACACUACUGCAACAUCUGACUUCAACUGUAAGCAUGCAUCUACUGCUUCGUUCAUGUCUGCUAAAUCAGGAUUUACAGAGUUUGACUUGCACAAAGUUAAUAGUCAAAGCUCACUUGCAUCUGAAUUUGAGGCUUCGUCUGAUUAUAAUAGGAGUUUUCCACGUGUGGAAAGCUCUGGUACGAUGAAAAUCUUUAAUUACCCUAAUAGUGCUCCCCACUCGAAUGAACCUGAGGAUGAGUUGAGAAUAGAGUUAGAGAUGAUUGAACACCAAUAUCAAGAAGCAAUUAAAGAUUUAUCAAAAAGAAGAUAUCAGGCCAUCCUUGAGACUAGGAGGAGGUUGUCACAAAAAAUUGCAAGCUUAAAAUAA